AUGGCGGAAGUGGGGGCACCCGACCACUUGACGGGCUUCGCCGCGCCGCUGAUGCCCGUCGCGCUCCGCCCUAUCGCGCCGCGCGCGCCCGAGCGCAGCCCCGGCGCCCCCGCGCCGCGCCCCUCUGCCGACGGCGGGGAGAGCGCAGGCGCCGCGGCCCUCGCGUCGCCCACGUCGUCCGACCCCAGCCAGGGGUCCGACAUCACAUGCCACGGCUCGGAGCCGGGGCCGCCGCCGGGCGCCGCGGCCCAGCUGACGCCCUGCGCUGCUGGGCGGCAGCACCCGGCCCAGCGGCUGCUGGCCCCCGGCAGCGCCCUGGGGCCGGUCGUGCUCGCCACGUGGCCGUCGACUUCCACCGACAACGACAGCGAUGAGCAAGCCCUUGCGGCUGGAGCCGCGGCCGCCGCAGGGCUGCCCUUCAAGCAGCCGCCGGGCGCGGCUGCCGUGCCACGGGAGGCCGCUGCCGCGGCGCCCGCGGCGCCGUUGGUGCGGUGA
Molecule: messenger RNA, 495 nt
Organism: Monoraphidium neglectum
Lineage: Eukaryota; Viridiplantae; Chlorophyta; Chlorophyceae; Sphaeropleales; Selenastraceae
Exons: 1
Coding region: 1-495 (164 amino acids)
Source: RefSeq, a predicted model, not a curated record